Ruditapes philippinarum (Manila clam) is the source of this 1835-nucleotide messenger RNA. RefSeq names its product glyoxylate reductase/hydroxypyruvate reductase-like. Gene Ontology annotation, molecular function: NAD binding; hydroxypyruvate reductase [NAD(P)H] activity; glyoxylate reductase (NADPH) activity. Bases 327 to 1298 code for a protein of 323 amino acids. Gene Ontology annotation, cellular component: cytosol. NCBI's taxonomy places the organism in Eukaryota, Metazoa, Mollusca, Bivalvia, Venerida, Veneridae. The transcript is spliced from 3 exons. The record is from RefSeq and is a predicted model, not a curated record.
GUUGAACCUCUGUGAUCAUCAUAUACGUGGAUGUUACCAAAAUCCGAUUAAUUGAACCAGUCGAUAAUUUGCAAUGUGGAAAUAUGCUUGCAGCAGAUAGUUUGUUAUAAGGAGUUCCAGACGUUUUGAGAAGAGAGAACGUCUAGGAAAUUCGCGCGUGGUGUUUCAUCAUUGGGAAGGAGAAGACCAGACUGUUUAAAACAUCUACGUAUAUACAAAAUUGUAGUUUGUAGAGUAAGCUGAUUUGUAUUCACGCGCUUGAUGUUUUAGGAAAAGUUUCACAGUUGUGAAUAGUUUCAAUAUCAGGAGAAUACUUAUUUUUGUUGAUGGGUAUAAGGAGGAAAGUAUUCGUUACGCGAAGGGUUCCACAGACGGGUGUCCAGCUUCUAGAAGAAGCCGGAUGCGACGUAACAUUUUGGGAUAGUGAUGAGGCGAUUCCGAGAGAGGAGCUUAUAGUGAGGAUAUCAGGCGUACACGGUCUGUUUUGUAUGUUGACAGACAUAAUUGAUGGAGAGGUCCUAGAUGCUGCAGGAGGUAGUUUACAGGUUGUUGCCACGAUGUCUGUGGGAUACGAGCAUAUAGACCUAGAUGCAUGUCGUGAACGAGAUAUACGUGUAUGUAACACACCAAAUGUGUCAACCGAUAGUGUAGCCGAGCUGACAGUGGCAUUACUAUUACUUACAGCAAGGCGGUUACUAGAAGGUGUACAGGCGGUCAAAGAUGGUCAGUGGGGAAAAUGGAAGCCCAUGUGGCUAUGUGGUAUGGAAAUGGCACAAAAGACGGUUGGGAUUCUAGGUCUUGGACGCAUUGGAUACGGUGUUGCAAGGCGACUCAAACCGUUUGGGGUUAAACGAAUUUUAUAUCAUGAUGUUUGCAGAGUCGGUUACGCAGCCGACAUUGGUGCUAGUUUCGUAGAGUUCGAUAAACUUUUGAGUGAAUCAGAUCUUAUUUGCAUUUGUUGUAAUCUUACGCCCCAAACAAAGCACAAAUUCAAUAAAUCAGCAUUCAAACAGAUGAAAAAGAAUGCUAUAUUAGUGAAUAGUGGAAGAGGCGGAGUUAUACAACACAAUGAUCUGCUUGAAGCAUUGGUUGCAGGCGACAUUGCUGCAGCAGGUCUAGAUGUUACGGAACCAGAACCACUUCCGGCGGAUCACCCUCUUGUUCAUCAUCCAAACUGCAUUGUUCUUCCGCAUAUGGGAAGUAACACAUGGGAUUCUAGAAUAAACAUGUCGGAAACCACAGCAAAGAACAUUCUGUCCAUUUUUCACAACGAAAAUGCCAUGGGUUUUGUGCAAUAGAAAAAAGCGAUAGAUAAACAAUUACUUUUUAGCGUCUUAAAAUCACAUGCUAAAUUAGACCUGAGUAAAUCACAUGCUAAAUUAGACCUGAGUAGUACAGUUUUGCUAAUUUGAAUUUGUUACAUAGAUAAAUACAAUAAUGUUGAAAUAAUCAAUUCAUGUUCUAUCACAUGUACAAUCAUAAGUGUGGAACUAAUUCAAAAUGAACGGACAACUGUGUCAAUAGACUGUUUUCAUAAAAAUCGUUUUCAACACCUGAGACGUUACCUGGGAUUAUAAAAAUAAUGGCAACCUGCCAACAAAUCCGAUUGUACUUUUGCUAGACACGUCAAUAUCAUUCUUUUAGGAAAUAAACGAAUAGUUCUUACUUUAAUUGAAAUGUAUAAAAUAGUUUUGUAUAGCUAAACAACUAUUUACUGGUACUAUAAAUAUUAAAUACAAAAUAUCAUAUAAAUGUCAUUGUCAUACCCGAAAAGAUUUUAUCAAAAAGUUGGUCUCAAUUGUUCUGGUAAAUCAAAGUAAACUCUAGAAGCUUCA